Pseudonaja textilis is the source of this 621-nucleotide messenger RNA. Lineage: Eukaryota; Metazoa; Chordata; Lepidosauria; Squamata; Elapidae. The record is from RefSeq and is a predicted model, not a curated record.
AUGGAUUGGGAUACCCUAGCUCCCAUCCUCCGGAACCACUAUGCCCCGGCGAUGCCGAUUCUCAUCUGUCGGCAUGAAUUUUACCAGAGGGAUCAGCGUGAGGGCGAGAGCAUUGGAGAGUUCGUAGCCGACCUGAGGGACCGAGGAGGCUUGUGCGGAUUCACCAAUCUAGAUGAGGCCAUGCCUAAAGUGCAACAAGAGAUUGAUGAGGCAGUGAGCACAAAUCACACUCCAAGCAUGAAAGACACAUUGAAGAUGCCUUUCACAUAUGAUGUGGUCCACAGGGCUCAAUGUUAUCGGAUUGGGAGCCUUGAGAGCUUUCCACAGGCAACAAUUUGUGAUGUAAAAUUCUAUGGUUACAAUAUUUUCAAAAUUGUCCCCUGCUGGCCUAUUUUAUUUGAGGCAAAGAAGUUCAACCCAGAUCAUUUUUUGAAUGAAAAGGGCCAGUUCAGGAAAAGAAAUGCUUUCAUGCCAUUCUCAGCAGGUAAAGAGGCCUGCCAAGGAGUGGCCCUGGCUAGGAUGGAGUUCUUCCUGUUCUUCAGCACUUUGCUCCAGAAGUUCACCUUCUAUCUGGACGGGGACACCAAAUACACAGGUGUAAGGUUUUCAGAUAACAGAUAA